Chara braunii is the source of this 3577-nucleotide messenger RNA. The record is from the annotation of a GenBank genome assembly. NCBI's taxonomy places the organism in Eukaryota, Viridiplantae, Streptophyta, Charophyceae, Charales, Characeae.
UCCGGCGCCAUUGCCGGCUGAGGGCAGGAACAAACACCACUGGCGCGCACGUUUUUGGACAGAAUCUGGUCGUCAUUGGGUUCAGAGAUGCGCUCAAAAAGCGUUUACCCUGAGCACACGUACACGCACACGCACGCGCGCGCACUUGUUGUGUUUUGUUGAUUCGCUAUAUUUGCUUUUCGUGCGAAGGGUGGGCGGGGAAGAGAAUUUCUUGCGCCGCGUGUGUGGCGGAAGAGAGCGGGAGAGCGAAAACAUUUGGAGUCCGGAGAGGAGGGCGGGAGAGAAAAAAAAAAGCAUUUGGAGCUUGGAGACGGUGCGAGAGUCGUGCGAAAAGAGCCUCAGAGUGGGAGAGGUUGGGGGGGAGUCUGUGUGAAGGAGAAGUGGGGGUGAGGGAGUGCGGAAAGGGGAGGAGGUAGGUUGAGCGGACUUCGUCGCUGUUUUGGUGCUGUGUAUUUUGUAGAGGCUGCAACAAUGAAGAUAACUGUGAAGACUCUGAAGGGGAACACCUUCAAUCUUGAAGUUGACAGCCAAGACAAGGUGCGCAAUGUGAAGGAGAAAAUUCAAGAUUCUCAGGGGAAGGAGAUGUACCCGAUGGAAAACCAAGUGCUGAUAUAUCAGGGGAAGGUUCUGAAGGAUGAGACGUCAUUGGUGGAAAACAACAUCACAGAAAGUGGAUUCAUUGUGGUCAUGCUCACCAAGAGUAAGACUCCGGCUGCGGGAGCGUCCUCAAGUGCAGCAGCUCCUGCUGUACCUCAGGCACAACCACGGCCGGCCCCUAGUUCUCCCAUGGUAGCCUCUCCAGCUCCUCUUGCGGCGGCAUCAGAAGCAGUACCUAUGGCUGUUGAACCCUCCCCUGCUUCCAGCUCUCCACAACCGGAGCCUGCGACAGCAAGUCCAUCGCCUGCAGCCCUAGCUGUCCCUGCAGCUCCUGCAGCCCCUGCAGCAGCGGCCGCAUUGGGGGGUGAACCUGGUGACACAUACUUGCAGGCCGCAUCUAAUCUCGUCUCUGGUCAGAACCUGGAGGCCACAAUACAGAAUCUGAUGGAGAUGGGAGGUGGAGCAUAUGACAGAGACAUGGUGGUCCGCGCUCUUCGUGCAGCAUACAACAACCCUGAGCGGGCUGUGGAAUACCUUUUUACGGGUAUUCCUCCGACUGCAGAAGCGCCACCUCCAGUUGCAAGAAUGCCUCAAGCAGGUGGAGCACAAGGAGGAUCGCCUUCUCCUCCUGUAGCAGCAGCAGCAGCAGCAGCAGCGGCAGCAGCAACUCAAGGUCCAGCUGCUGCUCAGGCAGUAGGAGGCGUGCCCGCAGGAGGUGCUGCACAAGGAGGGCCAAAUGCUGCUCCUCUGGAUCUUUUCCCUCAGGGCAUGCCUGGUGUAGGUGGUGCGAUGCCUGGUCAAACAAGAGCAUUGGACUUCCUGCGGAAUAAUGCACAGUUCGAGGCCCUGCGAAAUAUGGUACAAGAUAAUCCAAGAAUCUUGGAGCCCAUGUUGCAGGAGCUUGGCAAGCAAAACCCUCAGUUAUUGCAGCUGAUCCAAGCUAACCAGGAGGAGUUCUUGCGGCUUAUCAACGAUGCGGGCGAGGGAGGCUUCCCGGGGGAGGCGCCACAAGCAAUGAUUACACUGACUCAGGCGGAGAGGGAGUCUAUAGAUCGGCUGGUGAUGAUGGGAUUUGAACGCGACAGAGCCAUCCAGGCGUUCCUUGUUUGUGACAAAAAUGAGGAGCUAGCAGCCAACUUCUUGAUUAAUGAGCAGGAGGGAAGAGACUUUGAGUGAAGAGGAAGGAUGAGAUGAAUAACAUUACACAUGCGAAGAGGUGUAGAUGUGUAGGUGAAAGGUGCAGCGGCCCCCAUGAGCGCAGCCUGAGGUUAGAAUUGAAGCUUCGGAUGCUUUUUUUUUUUAAGAGGGCAACCUUGCAGAUGCUGUUUGCCUGCCUGGAGGUUUGCCGCAAACCUGCCGAGGAUGAGCUUGUAAGCUUGUUGCCCGAGGAGGAUCUGGGGUCUCAGAACAACAGUUGUUAAUCAAUCAAAUGGUAGCCCACGAACCCACGUGGCUCAUUAGCCAUGCCACGUGCCACAUCAUAUUCAACUUGCCACGUGUCUCUUUUGACCUAUGCCAGGUAUCAUCAUCAUGUUUCGACAACGGAUGUUUCAUAUGACGUUGUCAUGGUGUUCAUGUCAAUGUGGACUGUUGCAGUGUCUGUUGUUUUUGCAUCGCCACUGCAACAAUGGCUUUUUAUCUGCAAGGUACUUCAGGUAAGAGCUGCGAGAGUAGGAAAGAGGAUGAUUAGUGGGGAUCGCUAUGGUGUAGGUUGGGAGCAAGGCAACUCACUUUAGGCUGAUGGUCGGAGGAUGGUGGAAGGAAGGAGAGAUGAGGCGGUGGGAGGAGGAAAGGAAAAGAGGGAGGAAGAGCAAUGUGGGUUUACCUGAAGGGGGCCUGAACGGAGAGGUGUGGCCGAAAGCAACUUGAAGAGCACGAAGAGCAUUUCGAAUUGAUUGGCGUGCGGGUAGUCGUUGUGUAGGGGAAAGGAAAUGUACUGUGUGUGAAUGAAUUCAGGGGAACACAGAGCUGCGGCUAUGAGGGAACCCUGUACAUCGUGGCAGUUUUUGCUGCGAGUUGACGUUGGCUGUGAAGUAUGAGAUGGUCAUUAGUCAAGGGGUGAGAACAAAAGAAUCUGCGCUCUGUGAGCGGAGCUGCUGCAAUUCAAGGCCCAAGAUUUUGAUGUUCUGCCUCUGAGUUGUAUCCUUGGCACUUGCAACGGAAUAACAACAGAACGUCGGCAAAGGACGAUCGAGUACCGUUGGAUCCCUCGCACUUGCAGGGGUGUACAUCAUGAUUGUGGGAAAAUGCGCUUCCACGGAAAGCGUAGUUGAUUGAUCUAUCCACUCCUCGUAAAGGAGGGGCAAUAUUGUGAAUCAGUGGCAGGGGCAUUGCCAGCUUGUGUGACUCACAGCAGCUGCUCAGGGCUAUGUGCAGGUCUACUAGGUGGACGAACGACAACUGUGAGACUGUGUGUGGUCCCCCGCCGACCUUUUCGGUCAUGCUGUCUUUUGGAAGUCCGUCGUAAAAACUCAGCGCAUUGCAGUUGGAAAGGUAUGCAGCUAUUUACAGAGGAAACUUUGCGACUAGGUUGUCAAAGGUGCAAGGAAAGUAGGAACCAAGGUUCCAGCGGUUGGUAUCUGUGUGCACGGGCGUUAUUGAGUGAUUGAGCCACGGUAGGAGCAUGGCACUAUGUCAAUCAGCAAUGGACUAAGGAGGGCAUGGUGAAUAGGAAAGGAGGAAGAGCUGAGCAAAACAAGGUGACGUACCUUGCACCGCAAGUGUUCUGACACCGGUCCUUCAAGUUAAUGCCUGAUGAGAAGUGCAUGUGGGGAGGCUGAAAAGAGAGGCCAGGUGUAAUGGCUGGAAAUAAGCCCCCCUAAAAUGGGGGCAUUAUUGUGAACUCAGUGUGGGUGCACUGUGUUAGGCACAAUAUCUCACACCUGCGGGAAGAAGUGGGCAGUGAGCGUCGUGGGCAACUUCACAUUUCUCAAAUGGGAAAAGAAUGCAAAAACUAAUAUAGAUGCUAGUAGUCGUGCGA